Messenger RNA from Corythoichthys intestinalis (scribbled pipefish), 5840 nucleotides. It is a transcript of the gene slc6a7, whose product is annotated as solute carrier family 6 member 7. NCBI's taxonomy places the organism in Eukaryota, Metazoa, Chordata, Actinopteri, Syngnathiformes, Syngnathidae. Gene Ontology annotation, cellular component: plasma membrane. The transcript has 14 exons. Gene Ontology annotation, biological process: sodium ion transmembrane transport. The coding region runs from base 164 to 2065 and encodes 633 amino acids. The record is from RefSeq and is a predicted model, not a curated record. Gene Ontology annotation, molecular function: L-proline transmembrane transporter activity.
UUUCCGUCUGUCUCCACCUUCUUAUGUGUGUUAUCAAAAGCUAACAGCCAAGCAUCAUUUCACACUUAAAGGGAAGUUCGCCUCGUAAACAAGCUUCCAGAAUCCUAUGUAAGCGUUAAUGAAAGUCACGUUCCUCUUGUGAACGUGGGUGGUAGAAUUCGGGAUGAGGGACGACGGCCGCAAAGGUGAACUCGGAAACCCUAACAUCAACCAGAAUUCAAUUCAAUUCAACGGACACAGUCAAAAUGGCCACACAGUCGUACCACAGCUUGAGCCCCAAGCUCAGAAUCCGGUCCCGGUCCCGAAUGAGACGGUCUCCAGGGGCCAAUGGGGCGGAAAAUACGAGUUCCUGCUUUCUUGCCUGGGAUACUGCGUGGGUUUAGGCAACGUGUGGCGCUUUCCUUACCUUUGCUAUCGCAACGGAGGAGGUGUAUUUCUUAUCCCCUACUUCAUCAUGCUUUUUGUUACUGGUGUUCCACUCUUCCUCAUGGAGCUGUGUCUCGGCCAAUACGGAGCGGCCGGCCCCAUCACCGUAUGGAAAUGCUGCCCUCUGCUCAAAGGCAUCGGCAUUGGAAUGCUCUGUGUGGCCGUGCUGGUGUCUCUUUACUACAAUGUUAUUAUCGCGUGGACCUUUUAUUACCUGGGGAGCUCGUUCCAGAGCCCGCUGCCUUGGUCAUGUGACGCUGUCGCCAAUGCCGCCAUCUGUAAUGGCUCGACUGGGGAAAGCCGCAGUCCUUCAGAGAUCUUUUGGAAUGAGCGCGUUCUGGGAGUGGUGAACAGCGAGGGCCUGCACGACCCGGGUCCCAUCCGAUGGCCUUUGGCUUUGUGCCUUUUGGCCGCCUGGAUUAUCGUCUUCCUGUGUAUGAUCAAAGGCAUCCACAGUGCUGGCAAGGUGGUUUAUGUCACAGCAACAUUCCCGUACUUUGUACUCAUAGUUUUGAUCAUCAGAGGUGCUACGCUUGAAGGCUCUCUUCAGGGCAUUGCAUUCUACCUCACUCCAGACUGGAGACGAAUUGCCAACGCACAGGUGUGGAAUGAUGCAGCUUCACAGAUCUUCUACUCACUAGGCAUCGGAGUUGGAGGAGUGCUUUCCAUGGCCUCCUAUAAUAAGUUUGACAACAAUGUCAUCAGGGACACGAUAAUUAUCACCUCUGGAAACUGCCUCUCCAGCUUUUUUGCAGGAUUUGCUAUAUUUUCAGUCCUGGGCCACAUGGCGUGGAGGAGAGGGGUGCCAGUUGCAGACGUGGCAGUUUCCGGUCCGGGAUUAGCUUUCGUGGCUUACCCAGAAGCCCUUGCUCUACUGCCAGGUUCGGCCUUCUGGUCGGUUCUCUUCUUCAUUAUGCUUUUCAUGCUGGGGAUUGACACACUCUUUGGCAACAUUGAGGGCAUCACCACCGCCGUGUUGGAUGAGUUUCCGCAACUGCGCGGGAACGCCAAGCACAAGUCUUUGUUUCUGGCUGCUCUCUGUUUAUGCUUCUACUUGAUGGGUCUCCUGUUAGUCACAGAUGGGGGCAUUUACUGGGUCACUCUAAUCGACUCCUUCAGCACUAGUUUUGGCCUCAUCAUCAUCACCCUCUUCAUGUGCAUUGGCAUCUCCUUCUUCUAUGGGGUCAACCAGUUUUGCAAGGACAUCAUCGACAUGAUCCGUCACUGUCCUCCCUGGUGCAGCAAAGUUUUGCUUUACUUCAGGGCAUGCUGGGUAUUCUUUACUCCUUUUCUUCUUUUGUUCAUCCUGACCUACAUCUUCAUCGAAAUGUAUAACACCUCUCUGAACUACGGCUCCUAUGUGUACCCUCCCUGGGGGAAAGCGUUGGGGGUGUGCAUGGCUAUGACCUGCUGUAUGCAGAUCGGGAUCUGGGCCGUCGUCGCCAUCUGCAAGGAAACCGGAACGCUGAAAGAACGUUUCUUCAAAUCCAUCAGACCACUCAACUCCUGGCGGACGAACAACAGCGCGGGGAGCGCAGAGGCCAACGUGAAUGCAGAGAGGGUGGACGGUCCAUUCACGGUGACGCUCACGAACAUGGACUUCAAUGCCAUGACGUGGGAGGAGGGGAGAGGCGUAUGAGGAACAAAUGAACACGAAGAGAAGAACGGACUAUUUUAUUAAUAAAUGACUUUAUUAACUUUAGGUUGGCUUUGCUGGUGGCGCCGGAACACACAUUUGCAGGAUAGUAUUAAUAAAGCCAGAAGUGCGACUUCUAGUGUAAAUAUUACCAACAGGGUACUAGUUGCACGAGCAGUAAGAGAAACAAAUGUGGAGGAUCAAUACUAAAAUGUGAUCAUUCCCUGCCAGUCCUUCCGGUUGCUGCAUCCGUUACUAUAUAAUGCUGCUUUAUUUAUGCGGAAUUUUAAAAAAAAGUUUUAUUUAUGGAAACCGUUAGCUCCUUUAGCUGUAAGUUAUGCUGUAUGUUGCAACUGAUGAUUAAAAUAUGAUAUUUCCUUUUUUUUAAUCCAAAUGAAAUUCCACUGACUACAGUCAACAAUUGAAUGAAAUACUGCCGCAAAUGAAAACAAAACAACACUGCAAUUGAUGGACAUAAUAUAUACACAAGGGUAAACAUGUGCCGUUUACCUGUUUCAAGGUAUACCGUGGUAUGAAAACGUCACGGUUUCAAAACCACUAAAGUUUUCAGUCAUACUGAAUUAGCUAUUUUUUAUACCCUAAAGGUAGAAAUCAGCAGCUUCAGGGCUUGCCUCUCCAUCUCCGGUUGUUGCCUUUAGAGUCAGCUGUUCUACACGAUGGUUGGAGGAGGUGAAACACCUGAACUUUCCCCCCAUUGAAGAAAACAAAGUUGUUUGUAUGGGAAUAUUUCAGCUACAGAAAAGUUACAGAUGAUUAGAAGAGGAGAUUAGAGGAGGAGAGCCAACUGAUUUAGACUGGACGGGGCUGAUGAACGUUUGUUCACUCGAAACCAGAGCAAUAGACUUCAUAAUGUAUUGACGGGUUAGAUCGGUCAUGCACUGCGCCUCACAUUCAAGUAGGGGGCCGCCCACAUCAUGAGGAGCUAUUCACAAACACGCACACAGCGAUCUAACGCCGGAUUUCUGUUGAAAAGUUGCGAAAGCUGCACUGCAUUCAAACAUGAAGGAUUGUCUCGGGAGUGAUUUGUUCGAGGAUUCAAGGUAAUUAUUAUAUUUUUCGUACGAUGCAUGCAUUUUAAAAUGAGAAAAAAAUCAAUGGGAGAAAUUAGCCGCUACGGCAUUGGCAUCAUACAGUGCCCUCCAUAAUUAUUGGCACCCCUGAAAAAGAUGUGUUUUUUUAGCUUCUAAUAUUUUUUUUAUUCAAAUAAUAUGGGACCUUAAUGGAAAAAAAGAGAAAAAUCCAACCUUCAAUACAAGUGCAUUUAUUUAGUGGGGGGAAAAAUCCCACAUAAAGAAAUAAUUAUUUGACAUCAAAUAAUGUGUGUCACAAUUAUUAGCACCCCUGGUGUUAAUACUUUGUACAACACCCUUUUGCCAACAAAACAAGGUCUGGGGACUGAAAUGGCCAAGGGCGGAGCUUGAUUUUGUGUCUGGCGAACCAUUUCUGUGUAAAUUUGGCCAUAUGUUUAGGGUCAUUGUCUUGCUGAAAGACCCAGUGACGACCCAUCUUCAGCUUUCGGGCAGAGGGCAACAGAUGCCAUGCACCCUAACAAGGUUCCCAAGGCCUUUGGAGGCGAAACAGCCCCACAGCAUCACUGACCCAGCCCCAUACUUCACAGUGGGUAUGAGGUGCUUUUCAGCAUGCGCAUCUUUCGUGGCAGGCCAGACCCACUUAGUGUGUUUGGUUCCAAAAAGCUCCAUCUUGGUCUCAUCUGACCAAAGCACACGGACCCAGUUGAAGCCUGGGACCGUGUGCUUUGGUCAGAUGAGACCAGGAUGGAGCUUUUGGAACUUAGCAUUUAUUUUACAUAAAUAUGUCGAACUGCACGUUUUUAUUUUUCCUUUUUUUUUUUUUUUUUGCUUUUAACCAAGAAUCGAGACUGUUUUACAUCCAUAUCUAUAAAGAAUUUGUUGAUUUAAGUAUGUAUUCACAAAAAUUUUGACCAGAAAAGCUCUGUUUACAUCAGGCGGCCGCUAGCUACAGUCACUGAAAAACUAGCAUUGUACUUUGACAUAUUUACAUAAAAUAAAUGCUAAAUGCACUUUUUUUUUCUUUUUUUGCUUUUAACCAAGAAUCGAGACUGUUUUACGUCCAUAUCUAGAAAGAAUUUGUUGAUUUAAGUAUGUAUUCACAAAAAUUUUGACCAGAAAAGCUCUGUUUACAUCAGGCGGCCGCUAGCUACGUUCACUGAAAACCUAGCAUUGUACUUCGACAUAUUUACACAAAAUAAAUGCUAAAUGCACUUUUUCUUUUUUUGCUUUUAACCAAGAAUCGAGACUGUUUUACGUCCAUGUCUAUAAAGAAUUCCGCUGAUUUAAGCAUUUAUUCACAAGAUUUUUUACCGGAAAAGCUCUGUUUAUAUCAGGCGGUCGCUAGCUACAUUGACUGACAGACUAGCAUUGUACUUUGACAUAUUUAUGUAAAAUAAAUGGUAGCUGCGAGGUUUUUUUUUUUUUUGCUCUUAACUAAGAAUCGAGACUGUUUUACGUCCAUAUCUAUAAAGAAUUCAGGGAUUUAAGCAUUUAUUCACAAGAAUUUUCAAAAAAAAAGCUCUAUUUACACCAGGCGGCUGCUAGCUACAUUUACAAACAGACUAGCAUUGUACUUCAACAUAUUUACAUGAAAUAAAUGCUAACUACACGUUUUUUUUGCCGUUAACCAAGAAUCAAGACUGUUUUACGGCCAUGUCCAUAAAGAACUCGGGGAUUCAAGCAUUUAUUCACAAGAAUUUUCAACUGAAAAAGCUCUUUUUCUGUGAUUCCACUCAGUGAGCUUUGACGGCCUCGCCAACAAUGCAGGUCUCCUAUUUAAUGGCCCCGCCAAUACAUGAUUAUGUCUAUGCCAGAGCAUUCGCAGCUAGUUUUUGUGUUUUUCAGGGCAUUUACAGGUCACUUUCUGUUCAUUUUAGGGCAUUUACAGGUCACUUAUUGUCAACUUUGAGUCACUGUUUAUUCAUUUGAGGAGAUUCCUGGGUCACUUCCUCUUCUGAAACCCAAAAUUGACAGGAAGUGACCCAGAAACACAUCAAAAUCAACAAGAAGUCAAGUCAAGCCAUUGACCGCCAUAGACGUCCAAUCCGUUUGGAGUGGUUCAUUUAUUUGCUGCCACCCUCCCAGUUCAAAUGAAUUGGACGUCUACUCGUAAUAAACUCAUUCCAAUUCAUAACAAAAUGAUGAAAUGUGCUUGUUUUUCUGUUAGUUGUUAUGUGGAUUGAUUAUUAUUGUAUCGCCAAACUGUGAGAUUAUUGUUAUCAUGAACCUUGUAUCAUAUCAUGAAAUACCCAGAGGUUCCCACCCCUAAUACACACUACAUAUGUUUGAAUACCUGUAAAAAUUGCCAAUGGAUAUGUAUUUGAAUGUAGUGUGUGAAUGUAUUUUAUGAUCAACAUGAGUCAGUUAUUUAAACUUAACUGUUAUAUAAGCAUUUUUUAAAAUCUAGGCUUGGUUUAAUGUCAUUUUUUUUUUUAUUUGGGGAGAGGGGGGUAUUUUGCAUUAUGUGAUUUUUAUAAAUGUAUAUUUUCAUACAGUAUCUCUAAUUUGAGAUGACAUAACAAUGCCCCUUAAUGAUAAUUGUGGUGUUUGUCUUGCUAGGGAUAUUUCAGAAUCUGGUUAAUUGCCUUAAUUGACAAUGUAUAAUUGUACGAAAAUUAGCCAUUUUGUCUCAAAUGAUUUUUAAAAUGUUGUUUGAGCAUGUAUUUAUUAAAAAUGUCUUUUCUUUAAAGGAAUUCCACCUAUCUGCCAGAAGAGGGUAGUAGUGA